Molecule: messenger RNA, 936 nt
Organism: Miscanthus lutarioriparius
Lineage: Eukaryota; Viridiplantae; Streptophyta; Magnoliopsida; Poales; Poaceae
Source: the annotation of a GenBank genome assembly
AUGCCGGAGAAGCCUCCACUGCUCCGCCGCCGCCGCCCGACGGCGGCGGCGGGGAGCUGGGUCCGGUCCCUCCACUGCAAGUCCAUGGCGGCCGACGACGUGGCCGCCAGAGUCGCGACGACGGCGCCCAUCAAGAAGCUCCACCCGCUCCUCCCGCGCGCUGGCUGCGGGAGCUCCGGCGACACCCUCAACCACGUCGUCUCGUCCAAGCUCACCAGCAGGCCGAAGCCCAAGCCCAAGCCGAGUCCCGAACCGGCGAAGAAGAAGACGGCCAAGCCGAAGCCGGUGUCUGUGCCGCCGUCGCCGCCUCCGGGGCCUCUCGGCCCGGUCCCGGCGCUCACCGAGCUCCCGGCGGGGCACUCGUCGCGGCAGGUGGUGGAGAUCAUCUUCCUCUCCUCGUGGUCAUCUCCGGUUCCACAACCUCCGCCUCCCCCGGGACCGCCCACCACCACCACCACCACCAGCAGCGGCGCGUUCCCGGGUGUGGUGGAGAUGCUGUUCCGCGUGCACAACCCGGCGCGCGCCGUGGCGCGCUUCGAGGACUACCGCGCCGCGGUGCGCGCCCGGGCCGGCGGGGCCUCGCGCAGCGCGGCCGACGGCAACGAGAUGAUGCGCUUCGCCCCGGCGCCGCCGACGUACGGCUCCUCGCCCUCCUCGGCGGGUGCCGCGACGACGGGCGGCGAGGAGGACGGCCCCCCGCGCAUCCGGACGUUCGACGGCAGCGGCGGCGCGCACGCCAGCGCAGCGCGUGGGCCCGCGGCCGGCCGCCGCGCCAUGUUCCUGUGCAGGGUCAUCGCCGGCCGCGUGGCGGAGGCGGAGGCGGCAGCCGCCAAGGACGACCACUUGGACUCCGUCCGGGUCGGCAGGGGCGGCGAGCUGGUGGUGUUCGACCGGCGCGCCGUGCUCCCCUGCUUCCUCAUCAUCUACAAGCUGUAA